Messenger RNA from Malania oleifera, 1180 nucleotides. RefSeq names its product transcription factor MYB44-like. The transcript has a single exon. Gene Ontology annotation, cellular component: nucleus. The record is from RefSeq and is a predicted model, not a curated record. NCBI's taxonomy places the organism in Eukaryota, Viridiplantae, Streptophyta, Magnoliopsida, Santalales, Ximeniaceae. The coding region runs from base 256 to 1044 and encodes 262 amino acids. Gene Ontology annotation, molecular function: DNA-binding transcription factor activity, RNA polymerase II-specific; RNA polymerase II cis-regulatory region sequence-specific DNA binding. Gene Ontology annotation, biological process: regulation of DNA-templated transcription.
CCAGUUCCGGUUAGAACCCCCCACUCACUUUGCAGAAGGGUGUUUCCAGGAAGAACCCUGCGCUUUCCUUUUUUAAAAUUAAAUUAAAAAAAUAAAAAUUUAAAGUCACCGAAGUGCAUGAAUCUCUCUCUCUCUCUCUCUCUCUCUCUCUCUACGUAUAUAAUCUCAAACGCUUCCCUUCUCUCUCCCAAACGCUUAAUUCCUAUAUAUACACAGACGCUCACUAUAAAUAUAGACCAAACCUUCUGACGUUUCAUGUUGAACAGCUCCGCCGGUUUCCCGACUCUUCCGAGCAUGGAAGCAUUCCAUACGUGCUCCUCCUCGACGUCUUCUUCCGAUUCUUCUUCGUCGGAGUCGUCGUUGGCCGGCGGCGACGGCAGCGGGAAGAGGGUCAGGCCGAGCGACAAGCCGGAGAAGAUCAAAGGCCCGUGGAGCGCGGAGGAAGACAAGGUGCUGACCCGCCUGGUGGAGCGCUACGGCCCCCGCAACUGGUCCCUCAUCAGCCGCUACAUCGCCGGUCGCUCCGGAAAGUCCUGCCGCCUCCGCUGGUGCAACCAGCUCAGCCCCGCCGUGGAGCACCGCCCCUUCUCCGCCGCCGAGGAUGAGACCAUCCUCGCCGCCCACGCCCGCUACGGCAACCGGUGGGCCACCAUCGCCCGCCUCCUCCCCGGCCGCACAGAUAAUGCCGUCAAGAACCACUGGAACUCCACUCUCAAGCGCCGCCUCCGGGCUCGCCGCUCGCCGCCCGUAGCCGCCGCCGACGACGACGGUGUGAUGGCGAUGAUGACGGGUAGGAGUAAUCCAAUUGAUCAUACUGUCCGAGGACCUGUCUCGGUUAACGUUCCCCACUCUUCCAUGCCGGCGGAACCCGACCCAGAGACGACACUGUCGCUGGCACCGCCGGGGGCGGUGAGCGCGACGACGGGGCGGCGGUCGGAGAGCUUGCCGGCGGGUUUCUGGGAUGCGAUGAGGGAUGUAAUUGCGAGGGAGGUGAGGCAGUAUGUGACGUCCACGCUCUCGGAGCCCUCUGGCGGGUUUCACUAGUAUGGGUUCGGGUCCUGGUUCGGGUUUCGUUUUCUUAAAUUUUUUUUUUAAAAUUUGUUUGGAAAAAAUAUAUAUAUCUAUAUAUAUAUAUAUAAAGUCUGAAGGGUAAAUCAAUUAAUAUGUCUAAAAUUAUGGA